Messenger RNA from Durio zibethinus, 2874 nucleotides. RefSeq names its product histone deacetylase-like protein. NCBI's taxonomy places the organism in Eukaryota, Viridiplantae, Streptophyta, Magnoliopsida, Malvales, Malvaceae. The record is from RefSeq and is a predicted model, not a curated record. Gene Ontology annotation, molecular function: zinc ion binding.
ACAAUCAAUUUAUCACUUUGAAAUGCUGCGUGUACGGUUUACCACUUUACCAUCUCUAAAAAGAAGAGGGCUCUAACUCUUAGGCAAAACUGGGGGCAGAAACUUGAAUCGUUAGGCUGUUUCAAUGGCGGACCAAGCGGGCUCUUCGUCUUCUCACCUGAAAAUCACUCUUGAAGAAAAAGAAGAGGAUGAUUAUUAUGACUUAAUAUACGGGGCUGAAUCAGGAUGGGUGGAAGCUAGAACGCAGUGUGAUCAUUUGGCUUCUUUGUCGUCUGAUCUAGCUCAUAUUCCAACCCCUAACACUCCCUGCAACUGGUGCCAGAACCCAAGUGAGAAUUGGUUAUGCUUAUGCUGUAAGGAUGUGCUGUGUAGUCGUUUUGUGAAUAAACAUAUGCUUGAGCAUUAUAAGCAAACAACCCAUUCCAUAGCACUCAGCUACAGUGACCUGUCAGUUUGGUGUUUCGCUUGCGAUUCUUAUCUGGAUGCUCUAGUGAUUCAGCAACUGCGAACUGUUCAUGAGACUGCUUACAUACUGAAAUUCGGAGAAGCCCCUCCUUAUUUGAUGGUUGAAUCCCCUCAGAUGGAAGAUAAACAGGCCAAGGAUAUGCCAUCAGGCAGUUGAAUCAGAUGGUUGCAUUAUGGGUUCAGACCACUGCUUGUCUUGUAUUUAUGGCUGUGGAGAAGGGCAGAAAAAGGUUGGUACUUGGUUUGAGGUUUAACGAAAUGGUUCCGAUUUUCAUUAAUUCAAAGUUUAAUUCAAAACUAGUUGGAUUUCAGUAUAGGUUUGGUCAGUAUACAAAUCUAUCUUGAACUUGUGGCGGUUUAAUUUACUGCCUAAGCAAGCAAUUGAUGCUGUCUUCUGUUCUAUGCAUACUGAUUAUAGAGCUAGAAUGGCUUAUUUUCGUUCAUACUGCCUUCAUCAAAUGUCUUUUACUUCUCUAAAAACCAAUUAUUUUAUUUAUAAACUAAAACAAUAAAAUCUAUUAAGAAAAUAUAUCAAUAAUAAAUGUAGUAUCCGUUUCAAAAAGAAUUAAAAAAAUGAAGUUUUUGCUCAGAGCGGUGGUCAGUUCCACUUCAACUAUUCUUUUUCAGGCUUCAUCUCUUCAAUCAUCAUCAACAUAGCUAACAUUUCCCCCCUGCAUGUAAAGUAGGCGCGGACAGCUAUUAGAAAACUAAAACGAUUCUUCAAAGAGCAGAAUAAGUUAGAAAAGUGAUUAGACUUAUGUUUUCAUCAAUCAAGAUGCAAAGAGGAAAAAAAAUAGUCUUAAUCAUUUGAGUUAUAACAGACUAAUCGUCAUUAGUUUCGUAACUUGAAAUUGCAACAAGCAAUAAGUAGACUAUUUAGGGUUUUGGGUUAAAUCUGAGCUUGGUUAAAGAGAUUUUGGAUCUCCGACACCAGAGAUGAUGAUCUCUAGCCGUAGAGUACUGUUCGAAUCUGGGUUUGAGGCUGCCGGUGUUCUUAAAAUUUAUGGUUUGGUUGUUGAAGUACAAAAAGAGUGCUAAGACGCAUGUUCUCAUUUGACAAGGGGCCGUAGGUAUCAUUUUCAAACAAUAUUUAAGAAAGGCGACCUAUUUGCAUAAGUUGGCAUGUUAUUGGAACUAAUACUAAGAAGUUGCAGGUUCCAAAGGAUGUUAUUUUCAGUCAUUUAGGAAUAAAUUAAAAAUUAAAAAAAAUAAACAUAGAUUAAGAAGAGACAACCUUCGAAGAUUCUCGUUGCUUGUUCAGCAACUUGGUCCUUCCCUUACUCAAGCAAGACUUGGUCAUUUUCUGAAACGAAAGUAUUAAGAAUUAUCUCAGUCAACAGCUUUACUUCAUUCAUGAACUAAAAAGGCAAAGAAAAAUCCGUCCUACCGUGGGAAGAAGCUGUGGUCUCGCUGUGCUUAUUGGUUUCGAUCUUAGAACCCCAGGCAAGAAAACGCGAACACUGACCUACAAGGUUGGACAUAAUGUAUCCUUAUGGUGCACAAUUUGAUACAGGACAUAAUAGAAUUUCAGUUCAUAAACCAAUUAACCUCUUCUCUUUCUGGUAUGUAUGACAUAUCGGCUGGAGGAUGCUUUUCUUUCGGGAUAAGCUCAAAAAGAUCAUGGAAGUUUUCAUUUCCCUGUUUAUAUAACAAAUACAGUGAACAAAAGAUGGAAAACUAUGAUAUAUGAAAUGCAGAGUGAUUAGGAAAGCAGUUUAAACUUACCAUCAUGUGGUUGAUAAACCCAGCUUCUCCUAGAAAAAGCCUCAUACAGUUUAGCUGAAAGAAAAAGAGAAGGAAAUAUCAAUUAGCAUCAUAAGAAUUACUGACAUAUCCGAAGGCGACUUAAUUUAAUUACCUGUAUCAUCUGAGACCAUGUUGUUAAAGUGAUUUCAUGUUCACCAAUCGUGACAUGUUUAUUUGGACGGCCCCCUUCCUGAUAUCAGACAAUUUCAGUAAUAUCAGUAUCCAAAAUAUUUCAUGAACAUCUGAUAUAGCAUUUCCUUACCAUUUACCUCAAAAUAAUUUACAACAUCUGAUAGAACAUAGGACUGUCUUCUCAGUUUGUCGAUAAUUUUGUUCUUCUGUUCUUGCUUUUCUGAAAUAACACUUUCAUGAGUUGUGAACUUGUGCAAACAGUUGGUUUCAAAUAUCAGAGCUAAAGCCACACCGGCGGCUACACAGAUUUCUUUAUCCUUAUUGUCUAGUUGGUCUGAAAAAUAUGAAAUUGCCCUGCAUCCAUUAGCAAAAUCACAAUUUUUACUUUACAAUUAAGUAUAUCAGAAGAACUUUGUACUUUCCAACAACUGCAGGGUUUGAAAACUAUUUACAGGAUGGAAGACAACAAACCAUAUGGGGAAAAUAACCAACAUAGAACAAUCAUAAUUAAACUAAGAACAAUAAAAUUAU